This is a messenger RNA of Phoenix dactylifera (date palm), 4007 nucleotides long. RefSeq names its product protein DWARF 53-LIKE-like. The record is from RefSeq and is a predicted model, not a curated record. Gene Ontology annotation, molecular function: ATP hydrolysis activity; ATP binding. Lineage: Eukaryota; Viridiplantae; Streptophyta; Magnoliopsida; Arecales; Arecaceae.
UCAAAAGGGGACGAUAGAGUCUACCACUUCCCCCGAGUUUUAUAUUUCGCCCGGCUUUCCUUUCCUGGCCAAGAACGAGAAUUGCUUCUCCCAACCCCGUUGCUCUAUUUAUUAUAUAAUAAGAGGUUGGAGAUUUUUUUUUUCUCUCUUUUAAUAAUGCCGGUGGAGAGGUUUUUUGGUUAUUUUUAAUUGCUGUAUAUGGUAUUCCGGGAUGCCGACGCCGGUUAGCAGCGCGCGGCAGUGCCUGGCGGCCGAGGCCGCGGCCACCCUUGACGACGCCGUCGCCGUCGCUCGGCGCCGGGCCCACGCCCAGACCACCUCCCUCCACGUCGUCUAUGCCCUCCUCUCCUCCUCCUCCUCCUCAUCCUCAUCCCCUGGGGGCGCCGCUUCCACUGCUGUUCCCUCCAUCCUCCGAGACGCUCUAUCCCGCGCCCGAAGCUCCGCGUACUCCCCCCGCUUGCAGUUUAAAGCGCUGGAGCUCUGUUUCGGGGUCGCUCUGGAUAGGCUGCCGUCGUCGUCGUCGCACCACCACCAGCAGCAGGCGGCGCUGGCGGAGGAGCCGCCGGUGUCGAACUCGCUGAUGGCGGCCAUCAAGCGGUCGCAGGCUAACCAGCGAAGGAAUCCGGAGACGUUCCACCUCUACCAGCAGCAGCAGCAGCAGCAGCAGGGGUCGUCGUCGUUUUCCGGCGUCAAGGUGGAGCUCCAGCAGCUGGUGCUCGCCAUCCUCGACGACCCGGUCGUUAGCCGGGUCUUCGGGGAGGCCGGGUUCCGGAGCAGCGAUAUCAAGCUCGCCGUCCUCCGUCCCCCGCCGCCCGUCCUCCGAUUUCCCCGCGCCGCCCGCUGCCCCCCGCUCUUCCUGUGCAACUUCUCGGCUGCGGACGACUUGGAUGCGCUUACGCCACGGGGCUUCACUUUCCCCUUCUCCUCCCAGUUUUGCUCCGAUGACAGCGACGGCAAUUGCCGGAGGAUUGGAGAGGUCCUCGCCCGGAGGAGCAGCCGGAAUCCGAUGCUGGUCGGCGUCACUGCUGGCGACGCCGCCCGGGAUUUCGCCCGAGCCGUGGAGCGGAAGAACUGGUCCGUCCUACCUCCGGAGCUGCGCGGUUUGAGGCUCGUUAGCAUCGAGAGGGAGGUGUCGGAGCUCGGGAAGAGCGGUGACGACCGGUCGUGGAUCGGCGCCUGGUUGGAGGAGCUGGGUCGGCAGGCGGAGGAGCCGGGUGUGGUUUUGAGCAUCGGGGAUUUGAAGGGGAUGGUGGAAGGGGGUGAUGAUGCGGGAAAACAAAGCUCUUUGGUUUUGGAGCUGACCAGGGUGCUCGAGCUUCUCCGGGGGAGGCUGUGGGUGAUGGGGUGGUCGGCCACAUACGAGACCUACAUGAAGUUCUUGUCGCGGUAUCCUCUGUUGGACAAAGACUGGGAUUUGCAGCUGCUGCCGAUUACCGCGGAACGACCCGGGAUUGGUGGAUCGCUCCCCAGGCCUCCCAGCUUAAUGGAUUCAUUUGUUCCAUUUGGAGGUUUUUUCCCUACAAUAUAUGAGUCAAAGGGUCUGCUAAGCUGCCAUUACCCGUCAGCACUCCGCUGCCAGCAUUGUAAUGACAAAUGUGAACAAGAUGUUGCUGCUAUUCUGAAGGGACAUUCAGCUUCAGCAGAAGAUCAGCAGUUAAUGGAUGUGCCUUCUUGGAUGCAGAGAGCUAAUGUUUUUAGUAUGAAUGAUGGAUUAGAUGCAUCAAAGGCUAAAGAUGAUAAGACAUUGUUGAAUGUGAAAAUAAUGGAUUUGCAAAAGAAGUGGAAUGAUUAUUGUCAGCGCAUUCACCGGGGAUGCCAGAGGUUUGAGACUGACAGUUUCCAGAUGCUUCCAAACGUUGUUGGUCUUCCAUGCAUUUCUGAUAAGGAGAGAGCCAAUAACCAGAACAGCAAGAAUCAUGAUUUAAAUCGAAACCAAAAAGGUUAUGAAAAUCCAUUUCCUGUGGUAGUGGAUUUACAGAAGAUUGCCCCAGCUAGCCAGAGUUUAUCACUUCCUGUUAUUCCUGAAUCCAAAAAUAGGGACUUAAUAUCUAAACUUCAGGUCAGACUAUCAAAAAGUGAACAGCUUCAGAGAGAGGGAUUCCAGUCUGACCAACGUGCACAAUCAGAUUCGGGCGAUCAUGAUGAUCAUGCUUCACCUUCCUCUGUAACAUCUGUUAGGACAGAUUUGGUUUUAGGAACCCUUCAUGAGCCAGCUUGCAAGGAUGAACACUCCACCAAUCAAAAACACACAAAUCAUUUGGAAGAUUGCUCUGGGUGUUUGCCAUCCAAGAAGGUUGAUGAUUUCAGCCGAAAUGUUCCGGAGGUUUUCAUUCAAUCUCAUUCUUACUCUGCUUGUCCUGAUCUGCUGGCAAACAGUACAUAUCCACUCAUGCACAUUCCCUCAGUUUCAAAGGCUGGUGGUGUACCUGCCUUUGACCAACGAUGUCAGGGUUCAUCCAAUUUGUGUCAGAAGAUUGAUCAAAGUAAUUACAAAUCAUUCUGUACUAGUCUCAUCAAUAAAGUUGGCCGACAGGAAGAAGCCUUGAGUGCUAUUAGUCAAACUAUAGUACGUUGCAGAACAAGUGAUGAAAGGCGGCAUGGUGCAAGCCUAAAAGGAGAUAUCUGGCUCACUUUUCUUGGUCCUGAUAAGGUUGGAAAGAAGAAGGUAGCAGUGGCUCUUGCAGAAUUGAUGUAUGGCAGCAAGGAAAACUUGAUCUGCAUUGAUCUAAGCUACCAAGUUGGUACUAAUUGUCCAACUACCAUCUGCAACCAGCAAGAGGUCAGUGGGUACGAUGAGAUGUUCAGAGGCAAGACAAUCGUGGAUCAUAUUGCUGGGGAGUUGGGCAAGAAGCCAUGGUCCAUUGUUUUCCUUGAAAAUCUGGAUAAAGCUGAUUUGCCAGUUCAGAAGAGCUUAUCCCGGGCUCAUAAAACUGGCAAAUUUCCUGAUUCUCAUGGAAGGGAAUUUCGUAUCAGCAACACCAUUUUUGUGAUAACUGCAACAAAGGCUCGAGCUAAGGCCUUUUCCCCAAGGACAGAUUCUAUUAAAUUCUCAGAGGAAAGGAUUCUUGCAGCUCAGGGAUGGCAGAUGAAGAUUUUGAUACAGCCUGUUUCAGAGGCUGCCAGCAGCAAUCCAAAUGUUAAUGUGCUGAUUGCUUCAAGGCAAAAGUCUAGGAAUAAGCAAGCAUCUUUAUCCUCAGUUUUUGUAAGUAAACGCAAGCUGGAUGUUGCUGAUGACUUCAAAGAGCACCAUGAAUCUUUGGGGACUGCAAAACGGGCACAUAAGACGUCAAACACAUUCCUAGACUUGAAUCUGCCUGUAGACGAGGUUGAGGCAAAUGACAUGGAUAACAGCAGCAGCCAUGAGAACAGCUCUACAUCAGAUAAUACAGCAGCAUGGGUGGAAGAUUUCUUCAACUCGGUGGAUGCAACUGUGAACUUUAAGCCUUACGAUUUUGAUGCCCUUGCUGAUAAUAUAUUAAGGGAAAUCAGUAAGAGCUUCCAUGACAAAAUUGGCUCUGAGUGUAUGCUGGAGAUUGAUGUGAAGGUAAUGGAGCAGAUACUUGCAGCCGCAUGGCUAUUGGAAGACAGAGGAGCUCUGAAUGUUUGGUUUGAGCAAGUACUCGGCAGGAGCUUCACUGAGUUGAGGGAAAAGUACAAGCUCUCGACUCGAACCAUUCUUAGACUUGUUGCUUGUGAGGAUGUGUUUGUUAAGGAGCAUGCACCUGGAGUCCUCCUUCCCUCAAGAAUUUGUCUAAAUUGACAAUUUAAAGAUUGCUGUAAUUAUAUGCAUAAUGUAGUAUCUGGCAUUCCUCUGUGAAAUAAUUGUAGUCGUGUUAAUCUCCUUAUUUUUCCCUAGUUUUUUCGGUCUAGUGUUUGUAAAUGUUACCUUUUCCAGUUUGCAAAUCUGGUGGUUCCAUUUGAUGUCUUGAGUCAGCAGGACCUCGUCUUUUAUUUUCUUUUGCUCUGAAAUGAUUAUAAUAGUGGCAAUCCAAUUAUAUUUUCCUAAA